UGACGUUUACAGCAAACGCGUGCUUCGGCGCAAAACACAAUUACUUAAAAUCUGUAACUAAAAUCUUUUUCCUAUUAUAUCUUUUUAUUAUUAUUUGCAAGUGCAUUUGAUUAAAAUAUAAUUUGUAAGUUUAUCUUCGUAUUAAAAUGGAUUCAAGAAGAAAAAGAAGACAUGAACAUGAUGAUAGACGAAAACCUAGUAGGCAUCAUCGUAGAAAAUACGACGAUGACGACAGGAGAGAUUCACAUAAGGAAUAUUCAUGGGGAAAAAAAGAGAAGGAUGAAAUCAAAACAGAACCUAAAGAAGUAAAAAAAGAACAACCUAAUUUUGGUCUUUCUGGCAAACUAACUGAAGAUGUAAACACAUUUAACGGAGUUGUAAUAAAGUAUGCUGAGCCUCCAGAAGCCAGAAAACCUAAAAGGCGUUGGCGCUUUUACCCCUUCAAAGGAGAAACAGCAAUGCCUACUUUGUACAUACACAGACAAAGUUGUUACCUCAUUGGUCGUGAUCGUAAAGUAGUUGAUUUGCCAGUAGAUCAUCCUUCUUGUUCCAAACAACAUGCAGCUCUUCAAUAUAGAUUAGUUACAUUUCAAAGGGAUGAUGGAUCUACUGGAAAACGAAUAAGGCCUUAUUUAAUAGACUUAGAAUCUGCCAAUGGCACAUAUGUUAACAAUAAUAAAAUUGAACCUAAAAAAUAUGUGGAGCUUUUAGAGAAGGAUGUUAUAAAAUUUGGAUAUAGUUCUAGGGAAUAUGUUUUAUUACAUGAAAACAGCAAAGACGAAACACAAGAUGAUGACAUUGCCAGUGGAGAUGAUUUGCCAGUGAAGAUAAAAAAAGAAGAUGAAUAAAAUUUUAGUUUAGAUUGUAUAUUAAGUACUUAUACUUAUAUGAACAAUAAAUAUAGAUAAAAUAAUACUAUU
Ctenocephalides felis (cat flea) is the source of this 920-nucleotide messenger RNA. Its product is annotated as smad nuclear-interacting protein 1-like. Gene Ontology annotation, biological process: miRNA processing. Bases 147 to 848 code for a protein of 233 amino acids. Gene Ontology annotation, cellular component: nucleus. Lineage: Eukaryota; Metazoa; Arthropoda; Insecta; Siphonaptera; Pulicidae. The record is from RefSeq and is a predicted model, not a curated record. The transcript has 2 exons. Gene Ontology annotation, molecular function: protein binding; mRNA binding.